Molecule: messenger RNA, 573 nt
Organism: Triticum turgidum subsp. durum (durum wheat)
Lineage: Eukaryota; Viridiplantae; Streptophyta; Magnoliopsida; Poales; Poaceae
Source: the annotation of a GenBank genome assembly
AUGGCUACUCGUCCCGCGUCCUACGCGCUCCUCCUCGUGCUCACGACCCUUCCCCUAGCCCUCGCCACCAGCUUCCCACACCGCGCUCUACUCCAGACAUGCCAGCCGAGCGGCACCAUCGCCGGCGAGUCCGGCAGCUGUAGCACGGAGAACGACUCCGAGUGCUGCGAAGACGGGCAGCGCUACAGAACGUUCGCGUGCUCCCCACGCGUCACGGGAAGGACCCGCGCCUCGCUCACGCUCAACAGCUUCGCCGACGGCGGGGACGGCGGAGGGAGGUCCGAGUGCGACGAGAAGUUCCACCCAGACUCCCAGAUGGUCGUGGCGCUGUCGACCGGGUGGUUCUCCGGCGGGGGGCGGUGCGGGAAGCGUAUCGUGAUCCGGGCCGCCAACGGGAGGACCGCCACGGCCACGGUGGUGGACGAGUGCGACUCGAAGCAUGGCUGCGACGAGGAGCACAACUUCGAGCCCCCGUGCGCGAACAACAUCGUCGACGGGUCGCCGGCCGUGUGGAAGGCGCUCGGGCUCGACACGGACGACGGGGUGGUGCCGGUCACGUGGUCAGACACGUGA